Messenger RNA from Phyllopteryx taeniolatus (common seadragon), 4250 nucleotides. It is a transcript of the gene atf7ip, whose product is annotated as activating transcription factor 7 interacting protein. Lineage: Eukaryota; Metazoa; Chordata; Actinopteri; Syngnathiformes; Syngnathidae. Gene Ontology annotation, molecular function: transcription coregulator activity; protein binding. Gene Ontology annotation, biological process: regulation of DNA-templated transcription. The record is from RefSeq and is a predicted model, not a curated record. Gene Ontology annotation, cellular component: transcription regulator complex; nucleus. Bases 1023 to 3803 code for a protein of 926 amino acids. The transcript is spliced from 13 exons.
AGACUUGCAAUAAAAUAUACUUGCAGUUUAUGCUUAAUUAAUGCUAGCAAAUACGUUUACUUAAAUGCCUUACAUUGUUACUGAGCAGUGCAACCGGAUCCCUCCGACAGAGAACCUCUUUCAGCUAGCUAGUGAGAGUUGUGCCUGGCAGCAAACAGCAGAGCCAACGGCCAUUUUGAGUUACUGCACUGAAUCCUGGCGCAGAAAAUGAAGUCGCUGGGUGGGGGAGGGGGAGAUUGAGCUCUGCGCAGUGUGCGCUGAUGUUGGAAUGUUGCGGUAAUCAUGCUUGUAGAUCACACCCUCCUUACUUGUUUAUGCUAAAUUUAAUAAGUUUCUGGGAUUUACCUUGAUGUUAUGGUUUUGAGUCACUACAGGAUGAGGACUUUUUGACAUGAAUGAACAUUAUUGUGUAUCUGCACAAACAUCUCAUCUGACGAAGUAACUAAUCAGUAAUAUUUAGAAUUUUGUUUUCUCACACCAAAAUACAAACAAAGCCUUUUCAUCUCGAGUCUUGCAGGUCAGCAAUGCAGCGAGGCUAACCUACAUAAAUAGACACAGGCAUAUUAUUAUGUGGUUGGAAAUCAGCUUGCCAUCGUCACUGUAUUACAAAUUAUUUUUGUUGUUUUUGUGAUGUUUUGUAUUUAUAUGGCCUUAAAAUGUGUAUAAUAUUUUAGAAAUCUGUGCAUUUUAAGUUUAUGCAUUCCCAUAUAUACAUACAAAUCACUUCAAAAUCUCUGAUGGAGCCAUUGUGUGCAAAUUAAAGGCACAUAUAGUUGAAUCCUGUUAAAAAUUCAAAAGGUGCUUCAAAGAUAAAAUGCGCACAACACUCUAAACUACGGAAAAGCUUCCAUGUUUUGCAUAACCUCUGUACUGCUGCCGAGACGGCCUAAAUUCAUACACUCUGAUUGGCUGAGGAUUGAACCAAUAGGAGCGUGGGGGGAUGGGAGGAAGGUUAGGUUGCUGCAGCUUGUUGUUAGCUUCAGUGUCAUUUGUGUUCGUCAGAUGGCAGGCCAAAGGCAGCAAUGGAAGUUGUUGUGACAGAGGAGAAGAAGAAGAUAUUCCGUGCCAGGAAAACCAUGAAGAUCAGUGAUCGGCAGCAACUCGAAGCUCUUCACACCACUCUGUUGACAGCAGCGUCGAGUUCAUCUGAGCCGUCUCCGCCUGAACCGUCUCCUCCGCCACCUCUAAUGAACGGCUCGCACAGAGAGGAUGGACAAAAGGACCUGGAGCAAAACAGCCACCAGGACUCAAACUCCCCCAUCGCUACAUCACCUGCCUCUGUGACCUCUCUGAGCUCCCCCGCUCCGUUUCUGUCGCUCAAUCUGUCCCCCUCACCCGUACCAUCGCAAAGUCCAAAAGAAAAGGACGAAUCCCUUUCAGGCCCUUCGUCGCCAUUCCAAUCUAUAAACUUUGAACAGAAAAAGGAGGAGGAAAAGACUUGCUUGCCGUCAUCAUCAGUGAAGGAAACCUCUGAACCAGCAGCAAAGGAAUCCAAAGAGCCGCAGGAGUACACCAAGGAGUUGGAAAAGACCGAGGAUGACCAAACCACACCAGAAGACAAAGCUAGCGAUUCAGAUCAGGACUCUGCUAAAGAAUCCGUUUCUUCUUUGCAUCCAGUAUCUGAUGGCACUGUCCCAAUGGAAACAGACACUACACAGGCCAAGGACACAGCCCAAAUAAAGUCUUCUACUUCCAAUAAUUCCGUUCCUUCGCUCUCUUCCUCUGUGGAUGUAAAACGGGGGAAGGACAUAGAGGAUGGGACUGGCAAGGAUCAGGCUAAGAAAGGCUUGCUAAAGCAAGACAAGAUAGAGGUUACCAUUGUUAAAAUGGAGGCCAAAAAGGAGAAAAUGGACGUUGGUCAGACUUCGAAGCCAUCGCGCCCAUCAUCCACUCCACCAUGUAAUACAGUGUCAGAGGAGCGAAAUUGUACCUCUGGAAUCAAGCGGACUUUAUCAGAGGGCUUUGACAAAGAAGGGCAUUCUAUAAAACGGGAAGGGAAGAGACAGAAGAUGGAACAAGGAGAAUUGGAGGCUCAACUGGAACUCAAAAUCACUGCAAAAGCUGGGAGUCAUCACAAACUUGAGAAGAUCGUGCAGCAGUUAGUGGGCGAAAGGCUGAGGGACCUCGAGAUGACAAUUUUUGAGAAACAUUUCCAAGAGUUGAAGGGCAGAGUUGACAAGAUCGACUGUGCCACAAAACACCAAGUGGCCAUUAAUACUCUCCAAGCCAAAAUAGCCCGACUAUCAAAAAAGUUUGGGGAAGCCAAUCAGGCAUCAGAGAACAAAAGGAAACAGGAGGCUGCUUCCACUGCUAUGGCUGCUGCCUCUGCUGCUGCUGCCAAGACAUCAUCUGUUGGAAAUACCCCCCAAGUUCAACGGCCAGUCCGGGCACCAGUGGAGGUGAAGCAGAUCCCAGCAACAGCUGUUACUUUACCCCACACUGCUGCAAAGUCCAGCCCACUUAUUCCAACCCCUGUCUCCACCACUACAGCCAUGGUUUCACAGGCCCCCAUCAUUAAACUGAUCACCUCUUCCUCCAAUGCCGUCUCCACCUUGGCUACUGGCAUCACCACUCAGAGUUCUACAGGCACCUUGUUGCUGAAGACGGCACCUGCGGGUAGUAUGAUGACUGGACAGCCACUCAUCAUACAGCUACCUGUAUCGAUGACGAAUGGCCAGGCGGGAACACUGGUCAACUUCCCCGUGUCCUCUCUGCCUGCGCCCGGCUCGCUCAAUAAGCCCAAAACCACCGCUUCCACUACCACCUUCAUAAUCAAGCCCGCACCUGUCACGACCACAGCUGCAGGUUCUAUUCCAACCCCUAUCACUGUCCCAGCGCUUCAGGCUCCUCCUAGCCAGAUUUCCUCGGGCCAGAUCUCACUUGCCCGAGCCGUAUACCAAGGCGGCGCUGGGGGGAUAACUACACCCAAUGCCGGAGUUUCUGUGACCACGGCAAGGACCCUGGUUCCGUCUGUAUCUGUCGCUGGAGCCAUGUCUACCGCCUCCUCCUCGGCGACAUCUGGUCCAGCAGCAACAGGUUCAGCGGCUCCAGGACCCCCACAAGGGACGUCUUUGACAUCUAAAACAGACAACCAAGCCACAGGAAUCACUCCGUCCAAAGGCGCUGCUCCAGUAGCACGUCCCAAAGGCGCUGUCAUUGAUCUUACUGAGGAUGAUGAUGAUGUGCAGGUAACGGGAGUGAAGGAGGCGACAGUUCCAAGUCCCUCGGUAACCCAGCGUCCAAAUCCAGCCAGCGUUCCAAACAGCUCAGGAGCCAGGUCGUCCCCACAAAGCAGCCAGAACACAUCCAACAGUAAUCCGUCGGUGCAAAACCGCCCCCAACUGGAUUCUACAGUGAAACCCCGCACUACUUCAACUACUACGCCAGCCCGGGGCUCCAGCACGACCUUGCCCCCGCUUCCCGUCACACCCGUGCCCACGGGCCUACCACCGGAGGCUCAGCGGACCUCGCCUCCCCAGCAACCUCAGCUCAAGCUGGUGCCAAGCGCAAGUGGCAUAGUGCUGUCCUGGUGCGUGUCCGAAACAGAUCAGUCGUGUGCGGCCGUCGAAAGCUAUCACCUGUAUGCCUACCACCAAGACAACUCGAACAGCAACUCAGGUCAGCAGCACUGGAAGAAGAUCGGGGAAGUGAAAGCUCUUCCUCUGCCCAUGGCCUGCACCCUGACCCAGUUUCAGUCUGGCUCCACAUAUCAUUUUGCAGUUCGAGCCAAAGACAUUUACGGGCGCUUUGGCUCCUUCUGCGAACCCCAAUGCACAAACGUGAUCAAUCCCAGCUCAAACUGAACAUUUACAAAAAUAAUUUUCAUUUGACUGUUUAUUACUUCUUUUAGGCAAGGUAUGUCUUAGGAGCUCCAAUAUUGUGCAUUGUUGACAUAGAGUAUCUGUAAAUACUUUCCGGCCGACUUCUGACUGACUUGCAAAGUUGAAGCAGCAGACGGUGUAGUUCAGUGGUUUAUGUACGUUAUUCAUUUUUCAUGAUUGAUACAGUUGUAUAUAAGUGAGCUACUUCUUCAGCUCCUCAUGAUUCAUGUCGGAUGAUUAAUGUUAUUGGCUCAUGUAAGUCGCCCAGAUGAUGUUGUUUGCUUUACUGGAGACACGAUGCCAGGACUAUCAUGUCAACAGAAUUGCACAAAAAUGUAUACAUGUGGUAGAAAUUGAAUGAUAACUUUUGUAAGUUUUGUCUGGUAACCAGACUUGUGACAGACACAAUAAAACGUUUUAUUAAAGAUG